AUGUUAAGGUACUUUAAAAGAAAAGAAAAUUCUGGUGUAGAGGGGUCGUCGGGUACAAAUAGCUCAUUGGAUUCAUCUCCUGCAAAAAAAACAAAGAAGAAUGAUAGUAAUUCAGAGAAGCAUUGUCCUGAAAUUAAUGAAAAAUAUCCUUCUGAUCCUGGAAAUCGUCCUUCAAUUUCAAGUUAUCAUCCUAAUGUUCAAGAUGAAGUACGCAGAUAUUAUCUACAAAAAGGUCCUUGUCAACCUAGAGCUCAUGAGUUUCCUAUCACAGAAUUUGGGAGAAAGAAAAGAAGAUUUGUUAAAGAGUGGUUUGAUGAUUUUCCUACUUGGUUAGAGUAUAGCAUUAAAAACGAUGCUGCAUAUUGUCUAUGUUGUUAUCUUUUUAAACAAGGAGGUGGUGAUACUUUUGUGGGUGACGGAUUUAAGAACUGGAAGAAGAAGAGUAUAGUAUAUGGUCAUAUUGGAGGGCCAAACAGUACCCAUAACAAGGCUCAAAGAAAUUGUGAAGCGUUACUAAAUCAAAAACAACGGAUUGAAACCAUAUUGUCAAAUCAUACAAGCCAAGAUCGAAUUGACUACCAGACUCGCUUAAGUGCAUCAAUCGGUGUCGUUAGAAUUCUUUUAAAGCAAGGACUUCCAUUUCGUGGGCAUGAUGAAUCUGAAAAUUCAAAUAAUCGAGGAAAUUUUCUUGAAAUUUUGGAAUGGUUAUGUGGUUAUAAUGAAGAUAUAAAAGCUGUCACAUUGAAAAAUGCUCCGGAAAAUUUGAAGUUAACAUCACCUGAUAUUCAGAAGGACAUUGUAAGUGCUAUUUCAAUUGAAAUUGUCAAUACAAUUGCUAGUGAACUUGGUGAUUCUUUAUUUGCCAUUCUUGUUGAUGAAUCUCGAGAUAUGUCCUCAAAGGAGCAAAUGGCCAUUGUACUACGGUAUGUGGAUGAUGGAAAUGUGAUUGAGCGUUUUGUGGGUAUUGAGCAUGUUACGAAUACCAAUGCUAUCACACUAAAGGAAGCUAUUGAUGAUUUUUUAUGUAGACAUGGAUUAAGCAUUUCAAGACUGCGAGGUCAAGGAUAUGAUGGAGCAAGUAAUAUGAGAGGUGAGCUGAAUGGUUUGAAAACACUUAUUUUGAAUGAAAAUAAAUGUGCUUUUUAUGUGCAUUGUUUUGCUCAUCAACUACAGUUAGCUUUGGUAGCAGUGGCCAAGAAUCAUGACUUGGUUUCAGAUUUCUUUACUUUGGUUGGUAAUGUGGUGAAUGUGGUUGGAGCGUCAGCUAAAAGACGAGACAUUCUUCGAGAAAAACAUGGUGAUGACAUAUUAGAAGCACUAGAAAACAAUGAGCUUUCAAGUGGUCAAGGCUUGAAUCAGGAAACUAGUGUGAAGCGAACUAGUGAUACACGAUGGAGCUCUCAUUAUGAUACAUUAAUUAGCUUGUCUAGAAUGUUCAAAUCUGUGAUAGCUGUACUCGAGGUUGUCAGAAUGGAUGGAACAAGUUCUGAACAAAAGUUAGAAGCAAGGGUUUUAUUGGAUUAUAUGCGAUCAUAUGAAUUCAUUUUCUGUCUGCACUUGAUGAGAAAAGUGUUGGGAAUCACAAAUGAUUUGUCAAAAGCACUACAAAAGAAAGAUCAAGAUAUUGUGAAUGCUAUGAACUUGGUUACUGUAUGCAAGGAACGAUUGCAGGCAAUGAGAGAGAGUGGUUGGGAUUCUUUACUUGCACAAAUUACAAUUUUUUGUGAGAAGCAUUCUAUUGAAGUUCUAAACAUGGAUGAAUGCUUUGUAGCCCAAGGGAAAUCAAAGCGCAAUGCUCAAGUGAUCACAAACUUGCAUCAUUACCGUGUUCAGUUGUUUUAUACUGUUAUUGAUAAUCAGCUUCAAGAGUUGGAUGAUCGUUUCAAUGAGAAGAAUACUGAGUUGCUUCUUUGUAUGUCAUGUUUGAACCCGAGAAAUUCAUUCUCAGCUUUUGACAAAGAAAAGUUGAUAAAGCUGGCCCAAUAUUAUCCUCAGGAUUUUUCUGCACAUGAUCUAGAGGUACUUGAUGAUCAACUUGAAAAUUAUAUAGUAGACAUGCGCUCCAACAUUGAGUUUUUUGAAUUGAAGGGAAUUACUGAUCUUGCAAAAAAGAUGGUUCAGACCAAAAAAGAUGUGACAUAUCCACUGGUGUACUUGCUUUUGACACUAGCAUUGAUUCUACCAGUUGCGACUGCAAGUGUAGAGAGAGUAUUUUCUGCUAUGAAUAUUGUGAAGACUCGUUUACGUAGUCGAAUGGGUGACGAGUUUAUGAAUGAUUGCUUGAUUUCAUAUAUUGAGAAGGACAUUUUUACUAGCAUAGAUGAUGAGGCUAUCAUGCAACGAUUUCAAAAUAUGAAAUCUCGUCGAGGGCAAUUACCAUUGUAAUAGAUAGAAACUACAUUUAAAGAUUUUGUAUGUCUUCAUAUAUAUAUUUUUUUUGUGCCCCAGUGAACCUAAAUUCCUGGCUCCGCCACUGCUCUAAACCCAUACGCAUAAUUUUACCACCUUCAGC
Rosa chinensis is the source of this 2512-nucleotide messenger RNA. Its product is annotated as zinc finger MYM-type protein 1-like. The transcript has a single exon. Gene Ontology annotation, molecular function: protein dimerization activity. The record is from RefSeq and is a predicted model, not a curated record. Lineage: Eukaryota; Viridiplantae; Streptophyta; Magnoliopsida; Rosales; Rosaceae. The coding region runs from base 1 to 2385 and encodes 794 amino acids.